Molecule: messenger RNA, 3534 nt
Organism: Nanorana parkeri
Lineage: Eukaryota; Metazoa; Chordata; Amphibia; Anura; Dicroglossidae
Product: NACHT, LRR and PYD domains-containing protein 3-like
Exons: 12
Coding region: 1-3489 (1162 amino acids)
Cellular component (GO): cytoplasm
Molecular function (GO): protein binding
Source: RefSeq, a predicted model, not a curated record
AUGCCGGCUGUCUUCUGGGCGCAACGGCACUCCAGGCCUCUUCAGAACUUGCUCUUGAGUCAGUGGGGAGGAGGAUCAGAAGGUCUGGACAGGGGGUUGGUCCUAACGGACCCCGUCAGACAAUCGUUGCUUUGGUGGACAGACCGUCGGAACCUUGGGGGAGGCAGGUUGUGGAGUCAGCCAGGACCUCUCAGGGUCACCACGGACACCAGCGCGUGGGGGUGGGGAGCCCACCUUCAGGAUCUCAUGUGCCAAGGGGCGUGGGAUCAUGUCUGGCGGCACGGGUCUUCAAACAUGAGGCACUUGAUUCCAAAGGUUAUUCGGAAGCUAGAGAGGGAAGAGACUGCAUUAGUGUUGGUCACCCCAUUCUGGCAGAAGAGACCUUGGUUCACGGCACUGCUGGAUUUGAGCAGGGACACCCCUUUGCCUCUUCCUUUUGAAGGAGGAUCUUUUGAUGCAGGGUGUGGUGCGUCACCUACAGGUACAAGCACUGCGUCUAACGGCCUGGUUACUGAGAGGGACAUCUUGGCGGACUGGAAAUCCAAAUAUCUGGCAUCUGUGAAAGAGGUCUUCCGAGGUAUUGAAGAACAUGCCUCCGGUCCGGGGAAGAUUGGAGGUCUUGAGCAAAGAUAUCCCAGGCUCCGCUGCCUCCAGGUUACUCGGGAGGAAGGAAGUACAAUACCUUAUUCUGGCACUUUACUUGAACAGGCCGAGGUGACCAAGUCCUUAGACCAAUAUUCCCCGUCCAAUGUCCAGGACCUGUUUGUUCCUGACGGCAGCGGUUUUGUUCCUAAGACUCUGGUGUUGGUGGGGCCUCAUGGAAUCGGUAAAACGAUGACAUCACAGAAGAUCAUGUUGGAUUGGGCCUCUGGAAGCCUAUACGCAGACACAUUUAAUUUUGUGUUUUAUUUAAGUGGCAAAGAAAUUAAUAAGAUUGAAGGAAAUGUCAAUAUCGCUGGACUGGUGGCCCAAAGCUCCAAGAUACAGUGCUCAGAAGGCUUGAUCAAGUCGGCUUUCACUGAUCCUUCCAAAGUUCUUCUGGUUUUUGAUGGGUUUGAUGAGUUGAGGUGGACCCUGGAAGAUAACUAUGAGGAAUAUGUGGGUCUCCUGAAAAAGGUCACCAAAGAAACUUUCCUGAGAUGCUUAUUUAGCAAAGAUAUCCUUGAUGGAACUUCCAUGAUCAUCACAACCAGAUCCAUGUGCCUACGGAAGAUGAAGGACUUUGCUCAGUCCCCUUGUUCUAUUGAACUUCUGGGCUUUUCAGACCGAGAUCUCCAACAAUAUUUCCAUCGUUUCUUUGAGAACAAAGAUGAGGCAGACCAGGCUGGUUCUGUGAUGAAGGAAAAUGAAGUUCUGAUGGGUUUGUGUUCGGUCCCUUUGACCUGUUGGCUUGUCUGUACUAUACUGAAGGCAGGAAUGAAGAGCGACCUUAGCUCAGCAAACUGUAAAACGCUCACCUCGGUUUAUCUGCUUUAUCUGGAGAGCUUGCUAAUGAAUGAAGGGAACAAGCAGCCGGUACUGGAGUGUCUGAAGAAACUAUGUGCCUUGGCCAACGAAGGCGUCUUGGAUCAGAAAAGCUUGUUUGAUGUGGAAGAUCUUGGAAGGCAUGGACUGACUCCAUCAGAGGUAGCUUCUGUGUUCCCAAAUGACGGCAUUCUCCACAAGGAUGCUAAAGACUCCACCCACUACAGUUUCCUUCACCUGAGCGUUCAGGAGUUCUUUGCUGCUUUGUAUUAUGUGUUGGGCCAGGACGCCGAGGUUAAAGAGAUGAACGGGGCAAGUGGAGAUACUUUCCUCCCAAAAGUCUGCAAGGAAACAUCUCUGUGGCUUCAGUCUGAACUUCACCCACACCUGAGCUCAACUGUCCGGUUCCUCUUUGGUCUCCUAAAUGAGAAGCGGUUACAGAAGUUUGCUUGUGGCGUCGGGUCUAAGGCGUCUGUACGAGCUAAACCUGCCAUGGAAAAAUGGCUGACGGCCGGGAAACCCUCCAGAUUCUGCAUUGACGCGCUAGCUUGUGUCUAUGAAGCUCAGGAUGAGGAGCUGCGCAGAGGAGCGUUCAAUGGCCAAGAUUUGGUCUUCCAGUUGUGUUCCUUCUAUUCAGCCAUGGUGAAUGUAUGUACCAGAGAGAUGCUGUACUGUCUUGCAGGCCGGGAGAGCUUUGGCUCCAUCACCCUAGAAGAUCACCUGAUACGACCCAAAGAUUUCGAGUUGCUGUCUCCUCUCUUCCAUAGAUCUUCAAAGCUUUCCUUUGUACGGUGCGGCUUUGCUGAGGACACCGAGACUGGUGGGAAGGCCUCCUGGCUGUCCAACCCAGGCAGCAAAAUCCAAGAUCUAGAGUUUCAUGUCUGUGUGAGCAGUAGAUUUGUCUGCAGGCUGAACGACUGCAACUUGACUGCCGCAAGCUGUGAGCACCUUGGCUCUGCUCUUAAAGCAAACCGAUCCCUACACAAGUUGGAUCUGGUACUGAAUGAACUUAAGGAUGAGGGAGUGAAGUUUCUAUGUGAGGGGCUGAAGGAUCCCGGCUGUACUCUGCAGGAGCUGAGGAUUGAAUUCUCAGAGCUUUCUCCGGCCUGUUGUGACUACCUCCACUCUCUUCUGAUGACCAAUCGAACUCUCACCACCCUGUACUUGAGAGAAUGCAACAUCCAGGACACAGGGGCCAAGCGGCUGUGUCAGGCCCUCUGUAAGCCAGGCUGCACUCUGGAGAAGCUCGGGUUGUUUGAGAAUAACAUAACCGGCUCGUCCUGUGAAGAUUUCCGAUUGGUUCUUCUUAAAAACCGGACUUUAACCACCCUGCAUUUGACUUACAACAAACUACAGGACUCUGGAUCCUGCAGAUGGGGCCCUAUGAUUGGUGCUGAGCCUGGGAGUCCAUUGGGUUUUAUAUUGAUGUCUCUUGUUUACAGAUUGACUCAGUGCGAGCUGACCCCGGCCUCCUGCGAGGAUCUCCGCUCAGUCUUGGUCACAAACCGAUCUUUGACCAAACUGAAACUUACCUGGAAUAAACUCGGGGAUUCUGGAGUCAAAGUUCUGUGUGAAGGACUACGAGACCCGCACUGUACCCUGCAAGAGCUGGACCUCUCCUGCAGCCUGUCGGGUUGUGACCUGACCUCCUCCUCCCUCGAAGAGUUGACCUCCGUGAUCAAUAAGAACCGAUCUCUGACCAGACUGGAUCUGUCGGGAAAUAAGUAUGAGGACGUGGGAGUGAAGAGACUAUGCGAGGCCCUCCGAGAUCCGGGCUGUACACUGGAGGAGUUCAGAGUGGGGUAUUGUGAGAUGACGGCUUCCUGCGCUGAGGAGUUCCUGGCCGUCAUUAAUACAAACAAGUCUCUGAAGGAGCUGGACGUAUCGUUUGCCUACGAGGAGGAAGAACCCUUUGCAGAUCUGGACUUUAUGUUCCACAGAUUCGAGCACCCGGCCUGCACUCUGGAGAAAAAUAAUACCCAGGAUGGAAUGUUCAUCUACUUCAAAUACAGGAAACCAGAGUGAUGACUGCGACGUCCCUGAGGGUCCAGACCCCUCCCAUUGAAGGUA